AUGGCAUCUCAUGCCGCAAUGCUCCUGAAUCCAAAGGGCUCUAAAAGACAAGCUCAAGGCAACGGUAAUCCUUCCUUUUCUUCUUCCCCAGCGAGUGAUUCAACCCCCAUGGAUGCUGUCGCUAUGCCUUGCCAGUUACCCUCGGACCAAUCUAGGCCUAUGGCUUGUUCUUCUGCAAUUGCUUCCCCUGAUUCCCUUGGUGCUUCUCCUCAUGUCUCCACACUUCUUUGUGUGAACACAACGGAUACUUCAGCCAUGCCUAGAGACCUUGACUCACCUGGAGCUUCUGUCCAUCUGGGCACCCAGAUGGAUACCCAGUCCAUGUCUACGGACAUGAUACAUCCAACAGAACAUUGUGUCCCUUCUGCCCCUCAGGUGGAUACUUCGGUUAUGCAUAGCAAGUCUCUUGGCCCUGCCGACUCGUUUCCCCCUUGUGCUCCCAAUUCACUUGGUCCCUCUUCGAUUAUUUCUUCUGGAAAUAUAUUUUUACCUGUUACUUCUCCCCUGAUAGACCCCAUGCUUCUCGGCCCCAUGCAUUCCCAAGGCUCACUUUUGGAAGGUCCAGGAAAACAGCGGGGAAAUGGUUCAUCUCCUGCCUCUCCCAUGGCUCCUGCAGGCACUGCAGCUGCUACACGAUUUCAUCAACCCGCUAUUCGCGCCUCCCCAAGUGUGGCAUCGGGAGCUUCGACCCCAGCUAUGAAGUCAGAACCCGGUCUGACAGUGCAGUUCAGCUCCACCCACGACGAAGACAACGAAAGCGACGCGAAAAGAAGUCACCGCGAGAUGAGUGAUGACGAAGGGACCAUCUAUCGCCCUAAUUUGAUCGAAAAUGUCUAUGGCGUUGAAAAACGGAAGAAUCAGCCGACGAAGAAAAUGAAGACUGAGCACGACGUGGAAGAAAAGCCGAACAUGACGACAGCACCGGUCUCAAUCUCUGGAAAUAGCGGGCUUGGGAAGUGGAUGAAAGAGGAGGACGUGAAAUCAACUCCAAUUUCCACUACACCCGAGGUAGUGGAUUUGACAGCUGACCUUAUGAACACGCCCAAGGAUGAUGACGAAGUCCUAUGCACUGGUUCAACAGAUCUCAGCACCCAGCGUGUUUGCUUCGGAAAAGUUGAAAACGCAAUGGUCAUGGCCCAUCUAGUUCCCAGACCAGGACACACUGUUUUCAACGACUUCUCACACGCUUGGCCGUCUAUUAAAUUAGACUUGCAACGCCAGCCCGUGAAUGGCAAUUUUCAGAUCGACGUGGCUGACCCUCACGGCAAAGUCUUCGGUACAAUUGACCCUAAAACGGCACAAGGACUGUCUCCACUCAUGGACUCUGAAAUACCUAUCGAUGUAACAGCCUUAUUGGAUUUCCGGAGAACGUCGCCAAAUGAAGAAAUUUGGGCUCCUACCUCGGCGAUAUGGCGUGCAAGCCUCAAUAUAUACGGCGAACGAAAGCAGGCAGAGGCUGUUGGCAAAUUUCUCUCUCACCGCAAUAUCUGGUUAGGGACUCCAAAUUCCGUGGACAAAGGAACUACUGUGUUCAAUCCACACGCAGAGCUCCGGCGCCAGCUUGCCGCCGCCAACGCCGCCGCCAACGCUGGGCGUUCUCGUCCAGGUUCAACUAUCAGAUAUGAAGCGCGAACUGCUGAAGAGGCCAACGAUGCAGUCAUGAAGAUGUUCGAUCAACUCGCCAACGCGAACAUUCCGACAAUGGAGCCGUCUUCUCAUAUCAUGACACCAAUGCUCCAUCACCAAAAGCAAGCCCUGUGGUUUAUGACGGAGAAAGAAAAACCACGCAAAUUUGGCCAGAAGGAAGAAGACAACAAUUCCUUGUGGCGAAUGGAACGUACACCUAGUGGGAAGACACAGUACCGCGAGAUCAUCACUGGGAUGAUUUCAGAGCAAAAACCCGAGGAGUCGCUAGGCGGUUUGUUGGCUGACAUGAUGGGCCUGGGUAAGACUCUGAGUGUUCUUUCAUUAAUCACAUCAUCCCUUGGGUUAGCUGAUGACUGGACUGAGAUGGCUCCUGAUCCCGCCCUUGUUCGCCGAGUUCCAGGAAUUCGCAACACACGGACAACACUACUAGUUGUCCCGUUGAGUGCAGUGAGCAACUGGGUUACCCAAAUCAAGGACCAUCUCAAGCCACGCUCCAUCAGCUAUUAUGUCUUUCACGGUCCAUCGCGUACCAGUGAUUUCAAUGAACUUGCCGAGUUCGAUAUCGUUAUCACGACUUACAGUACCAUUCUUAGUGAGAUCUCGGGGCGUGGCGCCAAGAGUGGAAAACUCAGCCCUUUGAUAAAAAUGAACAUGUUCCGGAUUGUUCUUGACGAAGCUCACAUCAUCAGAGAACAAAAUGCGGCACAGACCAAGGCGAUUCUCGGGCUCCACUCCGAGCGUCGGUGGUCGGUUACUGGAACACCAAUUCAGAAUCGCAUGGAAGAUCUCCUGUCUGUGACCAAGUUUUUACGGAUCGCGCCUUACGAUCAACGAAGCCAAUUCUCCCAGCAUGUAUCUAGCCCGGUCAAAAAUGGCGACCCCAAUGUACUUGCCAGGUUGCGAGUUCUGGUUGAUUCAUUUACCUUGCGCAGAGUCAAGGACAAAAUCAAUCUGCCACCCAGGGAAGACCAUAUCGUCACACUAGAAUUCACUGAGAAAGAACAGCAGUUGCAUGACUUCUUCAAAGCGGAAUCAAAUGUGAUGAUGAGUGUCAUUGCUGGUGAGGACAGACGCAAGAUGGGUGGUCGUAUGUAUCACCAUGUUCUGAAGGCUAUGAUGAUUCUCCGCCAAGUCAGCGCACACGGGAAAGAGCUUCUUGACAUUACAGACCGAGAGAGAGCCAAGGGGUUAUCUGUGCACGACGCGAUUGACUUGGAGGAAGGCGAACCGGAGAAAAAUCCGGCAGCCAUAGACAAGAAGGCAUAUGAAAUGUUCGAUCUCAUGCAGCAGACCUCAGCCCCCCGGUGUGGCAAUUGCAAUCGAGAACUCGAUGAACCUCUGAAUUCAGUGGGAGCUGUUGACCGUGACUCUCCAAUGGCCAUUGUCCUACCAUGUCUCGAUAUUUUCUGCCCUGGUUGCUUCUCAGGCUGGAAACAUGCAUACGAUUCGUGUCCCGAUGCCCAGAUCCGUUGCCCUAGGUGCGAAGGAUGGAUUGUCUUGAAAUACUCGACCAUCACGCCGGCUGGAUUUGAAGAAUACGAGGCCCAAAAGGAAAGCGAUCGGCAAACCCGGAAGCUGGGCAAGAACUUGGGUGAAUACGAAGGACCCCACACCAAAACCACUGCACUGCUCAACUACCUGAAGGAAAGUGUUGAAGACAGCAAGAAGCUCGAAGGCGAGUCGCCUAUCAAGAGUGUUGUGUUCUCUGCGUGGACCUCGCACCUGGAUCUCAUUGAAAUCGCCUUGAAAAACAAUGGGCUUGAUGGGUAUACUCGACUUGAUGGUACCAUGACCCUUGCAGCGCGCACAAAGGCACUUGAGGAAUUUGCAAAGGAUGACAAUAUCAAAGUUCUUCUCGCAACCAUUGGUGCCGGCGGUGUGGCCCUGAAUCUGACCUCUGCCUCGCGUGUUUUUAUCAUGGAGCCCCAGUACAACCCCGCCGCUGUUGCUCAAGCGAUUGACCGCGUUCAUCGUCUUGGGCAAACUCGACCUGUGCAAACCUAUCAAUUCGUCAUGAAGGGCAGCAUUGAGGAAAAGAUAAUGCAACUCGCCAAGAAGAAGCAAGAGAUGGCCGACACGAGCCUGAAUCGCGUCAAGCAAGACAAGCGAGAGAGCCAGGAGGCUCGCAUGCGUGAAUACCGCAGUCUUUUCAAGUAG
This is a messenger RNA of Penicillium vulpinum, 3804 nucleotides long. RefSeq names its product DEAD/DEAH box helicase. The coding region runs from base 1 to 3804 and encodes 1267 amino acids. Gene Ontology annotation, molecular function: ATP binding; ATP-dependent chromatin remodeler activity. Lineage: Eukaryota; Fungi; Ascomycota; Eurotiomycetes; Eurotiales; Aspergillaceae. The record is from RefSeq and is a predicted model, not a curated record. The transcript has 2 exons.